UACCCGCCAUCGUCUUGUCGAUUCAGCACUUUUGAGUGGGCACUAUUUAGAGUGUAAGGAUGAACGGCGCUUCAUCGGGGAAAACGGAGCAGGAUCCGCAGCAAAUGCUGUCUCUGUCGUGGCACGACAGCGUCUGGAUCCCGGCCCUGGACCGCAACAACGUCAUGGACUACUUCUCGCAGCGCUCCAACCCGUUCUACGACCGCACUUGCAACAACGAGAUAGUGCGAAUGCAGCGCUCCGACCCCGCCCAGCUCGUUAAUAUGACGGGUAUUGAGUAUCUCCUGCUCCACGUCCAGGAUCCUGUGCUCUAUAUCAUCAGAAAGGUCCAUCGCCUCACACCAGAGAAAGUAACUCCACUUGCAGACUACUACAUUCUGAUGGGUGUGGUUUACCAGUGUCCCGACAUAAUGACCCUUAUCAACUGCAGAUUGCUCUCAGCUCUCAGCCUUGUGAAAGAAGCAUUUGCAGAAGCUGUGUCAUAUGCCAGAUAUGACCCCAGCAAGGGUUACUACUGGGAGUUCCCGGAUGACAAGAAAGCAGAUCGAGAAAGGAAGAGGACAGGAUUAGAAGAUGAACCGCGAGAGGCGCAAGGAAGAAAGUCGAUUUCCUACUCAACGAACUCAUCAAGAAAUUCCCUCCCAAGGCCUUCAUUGGAAAGGUGUCGUUUACCUCUUACAAGACACUCUUAUCCACAUGCAUUUCUCCGUAUUUCAGGAAGGGGGACAACCAGCAAUUGGUGAGUAUAUAUAAUUAUUUUUUACUUCUUUAUGGAAGGCACAAUACAUUUUUCACUAUGUUAAGACACUACAUGGGAACCAUCUUAAUGUGACACUUGGUUUUGUUUUGUCUUGUACACAGUGAGUGGUGACAAGAGUGAGGGUGGGGAGAAGGUGGGGGAGGGGAAGGAGGGAGGGGGAGGAGGAGGGUUAAAGAGAGCCGGUCAAUUCAGUGGAGACAGCAGAGCACCGGACCCCAAGAGAAAGAGAACAUGAUUCACACAUCCACUAUAUAAUCACCUUCAAUCUUCAGUUUCACACACACACCACACUUCGUACAGAAUGUUUUAGAAAAAUCUCUGGAACACGUCUUUGUAUCAACAGCCACUAAAAAAAAUCUGUUAGAAGUUAGUCUCAAUAGCAGCACUCACACCACACACUGCAUUCGAAACGUUAGGAAACCAGCUGUGCUGAAAGGUGAAAUUUCAGGAGAAAAACUCACAUCCAUGCAGUGCGAGAAUUAAAAUCUCAUGA
Messenger RNA from Geodia barretti, 1253 nucleotides. The record is from the annotation of a GenBank genome assembly. Lineage: Eukaryota; Metazoa; Porifera; Demospongiae; Tetractinellida; Geodiidae.